ACUCAUUUUCAUUCCUUUCAUUCUUUCAAACAAUUCUUCCAUUCUUCAUUUCUCUUCUUUCUCUUGCUUUCCCUCUCUUCUUUCCUCCAAAACCCUCCAUCUUUGCCUCUCUAGGUUUUUCGUUUUUCGAGUUUUUCACCACUAUCGCUUCCACCAAAUUCUUUGCUUAUUUAUCUAAAUAUUACUUGAUUUUUUUGUUAGUUUAAGAAAAAAAAAUCCCUACAUGCUUGGGAACUCAGAUUCAUUUCUAGGUCACAAUCCAUCUAUUUAUUCAUUCUUGAAUUUUUCUUGAAUUUGCUUUAACGUUAAGAAUAACUGCCCAGUAUCAGGCUUUUUUUCUAAGAAGUUUCUGGAUCAGCGUUGGAUCGUAUGUGUAGUAUGUGCCAUUAUUGCGGUGCAAGCUUGACGGAAUCAAAUGCUGACAAUAAGAAACAUGGAAAUCAGAUUAGUUUAAAGUUGAAUGGGAAAGUCCCCUUAAAACAUUGUAAAUCUUGUGGAGGGAAGCUAGAUCGAGAAAGUGUGAAAUGUCAUAGUACGAGUCCAUUUGCGACACCGUAUAUCAGUCCAACUACAUCAAUGUCAAGUACUGACAGCUGUGUGUCCACUUCCAGCGAAUUUUCAGUUGAUGCGAACUCAUUUGACAGGAAUAGCCAAGAAGAUAGUGUAGUCGAAGGUGUUAUGGAAAAUCUUGAUCAUAAGUUCAACCUGAAAUCAGGGAAUAUGAUGGAAAACGAUACUCCAAGACUUGGGAUACAGGAGAUCGAUGACUAUACUAUGAGAGACGUGGAGAUUACAGACGGAGAUAGCUUUCAAGACGCUAAAGCCGACGAAAAUGAAUAUUCUUUUCCCGAUAAUUUGGAUAAUCAAACUUGGGAACCACCUGAGCCAGAAAACCCUCAAGAUGAAAUGGACAAUAGUGUGGCUUGUAAUGACGAUGAUGAAGAACAGGGCAUCGAGAUUGCAAACUUGGGCGAACGAACAUCUAUGAGUAGUUCUAAGGAUGAAUUAUGCGGGGGCUAUAAGUUUAGAGCGGAAAGAGAAAAAGAAUUGGUAAAAGUAAUGAAUGGGAAAUUUAAGGCCCUUGUAGGCCAGCUUCUUAAAUCUGUUGGAGUUUCCUCUUCCGAUGAAGGUGAUAAGAGUUGGGUAGACAUAGUUACACAUUUGUCUUGGGAAGCUGCUGCGUUUUUGAAGCCUGAUGGUAUUGGAGGUAAUGCAAUGGAUCCUGAUGGGUUUGUUAAAGUGAAAUGCAUUGCAGCUGGUUCUCGCAGCCAAAGUCAACUAUUCAAAGGUUCGGUCUUUAAGAAACAUGCCGCUCACAAGCAUAUGCCAACUAAGUACAAAAAUCCAAGGUUGCUACUCAUUAGGGGCAUGCUUGGCCAUGCUAUGAAUGAGCUGUCCUCAUUUAAAUCCAUGGCUCAGGAGAAAGGCUAUCUGAAAUCUAAAAUGGAUCUUAUAAAUAUAUGCCAUCCAAAUGUUAUAUUAGUGGAGAAAACAGUUUCUCGUGAUAUACAAGAGGCAAUUCUGGAUAAGGGGAUGACACUAGUACUUGAUAUGAAGAUUCAUCGACUGGAAAAAGUUGCACGCUGCACUGCUUCACCAAUUAUGUCAUGUGAUGAUUUGGACAGCCAAAAACUAAGAAAGUGUGAUUCUAUUUAUUUUGAGAGAUUUGUGGAGGAACAUGAUGCUAAUGGUGAAGGAGGAAAGAAGCCCACCAAGACCUUGAUGUUCAUUGAAGGAUGUCCUACACGUUUGGGCUGUACGAUUUUGUUGAAAGGAACACACAGUGAUGAGCUAAAGAGAAUCAAAUGUGUUGUGCGGUGUGCAGUUAUCAUGGCAUAUAACUUAAUCCUGGAAACCUCCUUUCUUGUUGAUCAGAAAGCAAUGUUCUCUACCUUUCCUCCAGUUACUGUGGCAGAUAUUUUGCCAAUUAAUCAAGAAUCCAGCGAUUCAUCAUCUAUUAAUUCAAGUGUUCCACCGACUCUUGAGCAUUCAGAUGAAAAUGGAGUAGUUAGUACUGAUAUUCCCAUAUACAAUGGACUUCAUGAAAAAAGCAACAAUGGUUUAACUGUAGAAUCUGAAGAAUUAUCCCCAUUUUCUUAUGAACCAUAUAAUCCAGCCAUCUUUACUGGAUUCUCAGCGAUUUCAACUUCUCUGAAGAAGGUAAUGGGGGAUAGUUUUCCCUUUGCAUCUGCUGCUUCUUACCAGUCUUUAUCAGCAUACCUUGGCUUCAAUGGAAGGAGACCCGAUGGCCAGGUUAACACUUCUGUUUCUAUUGAAGAGUUUCCCGAGGCAGAUGAAAAUACCAGGAUUGAAGAAAAUAAUGAUUCCAAUGAAAUAAAUUUACUUAAUGAUGAACAAUCCCCGUCCUCACCUUUGCACUUAGAUUCCAAUGGUGAUAUAAGUAAAGUUGAUAGUGAUAAAAAAAAACUCCAAAGUAAAGAUGAUAUCAAUGCAGUGUUAGAUUCUCAGAGUAUUUUGGUCUUGAUGUCUAGCCGUAAUGCUUCAAAAGGAACCGUAUGCCAGCAAAGUCAUUUUUCCCAUAUUAUGUUCUACAAGAAUUUUGACAUCCCACUUGGAAAGUUUUUGCAGGAUAACCUACUCAAUCAGACAAGACAUUGUGACACCUGUCAAGAAUUGCCAGAAGCGCACCUUUAUUAUUAUGCACAUCACAAUAAACAGCUCACUAUACUAGUGAAACAAUUGGCAACAGGAGAUUUUUUACCUGGGGAGGAAGAGGGGAAAAUUUGGAUGUGGAGCCGCUGUGGUAAAUGCAAGUCUUGCUCUACAAAGAGAGUGUUGAUAUCCACCACUGCCCGCAGUUUAUCAUUUGGAAAAUUUUUGGACCUUAGCCUUUCUCAUUAUUCAUCUAGCAGCAAAUUGAGCUGUGGCCACUCUCUUGAUAGGGAUUUUCUUCACUUCUUUGGACUAGGUUACAUGGUUGCAAUGUUCAGAUAUUCUUCAGUUGCUACUUAUACUGUGUCUAUGCCUCCUCACAAGCUAAAAUUUGGUGGUGCUAUAAAACAAGAGUGGCUUAUGGAAGAGACCGAUAAAGUGCACAUGAAAGGCAUAAGACUGUUCACAGAAAUUGCAAACUGUUUGAAGACAGUAAACUUUGAUGGAUCAAAUCCUAACCGAGGAUCAAAAAGAGAGUUCUCCGAGGUUGAGAAGAUGUUAAAGAAUGAACGAGAAGAGUUUGAGGUUUACAUCAAGAUGGUGGUUGCUAAGAAAGUUGAUCCAGAUCAGGCUACCUUCAAUCUUCUCAGUCUUAACCGAUUGAUGUGGGAUCUUCUUAUUGAAUCCGUUGUGUGGGGUCAACGCUUGAAAUCACUAUGCUCACCUGAGAAAGUUGUGCAAGAGUACAGCUAUUCGAAGGUGGAAGGUAUUGCUGGUAGAGAAGUUGCAUCUAGAGGUAAUUUUAGGGAAGAUGGCAAUGUGAAUGGGGACACCCAUGUGAAAUUUAUGUCAGAAACAUCUGUGAAAGUAAAUGAAAUCUCAAUAAAGGAAAUCCCUAUCAGUGGAUCUCCUCUAGAGUGCAAUGAACAGGGUGAUCCAUCUAAAACUUUUGAUAUCCCACAGAAUGUGAAAAUACAAACUGUUGACGGUUUGGGAUCAAAGGGAUAUUCUGACCCCAAGUUGGAAUCGAGUUCAAAUGUUUUCACUCAGUUUCCUUCAGCAAAUGGCCAUAUUCAAGUACAUCAAAACUUUCCAGUUGCUAUAAAUAUUCAACCUAGUCGUCCAAUUGCUGAUUCAAAGGUGUUAAACCAGAGUGCUUCACUGUAUUCACCUGUUUCCAAAUUGCAAGAUUCGGAUGAAUGGUUCUGGAAGCCAUUUUCUGAUAUUCGGCAGAUAGGCAUAAGGGAAUUUCAGAGAAGCUUCUUUCCAAAAUUUGAAUAUCUUUGCAGCUCUAUCUCAGAACAUGUGCCCACAGCCAAUCAAUUCACCACUGAGGAAGGUCCAAGGUUGCACAUUCCUCUCAAGACAGAUAAUCAUGUCGUGUCUGACUUUGAGGGUGAACCCUCAAGCAUAAUUGCUUGUGCACUGUCCUUGUUGAAAGACUCAUCUGAGGUGACAGAAAUUGAUGAAGGUGAUGUGAAAGAAGGUGGGAUAACUUCAAAAUCUACAGAUUCUUUGCACGACUCUCUAGAUUCAGAUUCUGUGCAUUCUACUGGAAGCAUGUCUUCAGAAGAGUCAAGAUCAUUUCGUGCCACAGGAAACCAUAGCAAAGAAGUUCAUCUGGGUUAUGCAAAAUCACUUGGGAGGGAAAAAUAUUCUGUGGUUUGUCAUUAUUAUAAGCAGUUCCGUGCACUUAGAAGUUGUUGUUGCUCAUCUGAGAUUGAUUAUAUUGCUUCUUUAAGCCGUUGUAUGAAUUGGGAUGCCAAAGGUGGAAAAAGCAAGUCUUUUUUCGCAAAAACACUUGAUGAGAGGUUCAUCAUAAAGGAAAUCAAGAAGACGGAACUUGAAGCAUUUUUGGGAUUCUCUUCUCUAUAUUUCAAACACAUGAGAGAGUCAUUUGAGUCUGGUAGCCAAACAUGUCUAGCAAAAGUCUUGGGGAUAUAUCAGGUUACUAGAAGACACAUUAAAAGUGGAAAAGAGGUUAAACAUGACCUCAUGGUGAUGGAAAAUCUUGCCUACAAUCGAAAUAUUGUACGCCAGUAUGAUCUUAAAGGUGCUCUUUUUGAGCGGUAUACUUCUGAUGCUGCUGGUGCUGAGGAUGUUCUUUUGGAUCAGAACUUUGUGGAAGACAUGAACUCUUCCCCAUUAUAUGUCAGUCAUAAAGCAAAGCGAGUUCUUCAGCGUGCUAUUUGGAAUGACACAUCUUUUCUCAAUUCAAUCAAUGUGAUGGAUUACUCCUUACUUGUUGGAGUUGAUUCUCAGAAGCGCGAGCUUGUUUGCGGAAUCAUUGAUUAUCUCAGGCAGUAUACCUGGGACAAGCAUCUGGAGACAUGGAUGAAGUCUUCACUUGUAGUGCCCAAGAAUCACAUGCCAACUGUAAUUUCUCCAAAGGAGUACAAGAAGCGGUUUAGAAAGUUUAUGUCUACAUAUUUUUUUAGUGUACCAGAUCAUUGGUGCUCUCAAAAGUUCCCUGUUCCUUGCAAACUUUGUUGCUCAGGAAAAGAUGACCCUUCCCAAAUGGUUUCUCUUCCUAAAUCUUUUUAAUUAUCAAAUGAAUUAUACAAAUUGGGAAUUUUUGCGAACAUGCAACUAUUUUAGCACUGCAUAGACGGCCGAUAUUGUUUAAAAACCUAACCCCUGGUAUUCUGCAAUUUUUAAGAAUUUCCAGGGAUGUUGUCAUUUACUGGUUCAUCCUGUACAACAUGAGAUGAGUUAUUAAUUUAUUUUUUUUGUAAAUCCAAAGGAAGAAUGUAAAGGGAAUGUACAUUUAUAGAGUUAGAGUACAUUCGAUAGAGUUAAAGUAUAUUUGAAGUUAGAAUACAUUUGAUUUGAUAGAGUUAAAGUAUAUUUGAUAGAGUUAAAGUACAUGCUUUAAGUUGGUUC
This is a messenger RNA of Lathyrus oleraceus (garden pea), 5496 nucleotides long. RefSeq names its product putative 1-phosphatidylinositol-3-phosphate 5-kinase FAB1D. Gene Ontology annotation, molecular function: ATP binding; 1-phosphatidylinositol-3-phosphate 5-kinase activity. Lineage: Eukaryota; Viridiplantae; Streptophyta; Magnoliopsida; Fabales; Fabaceae. The transcript has 13 exons. Gene Ontology annotation, biological process: phosphatidylinositol phosphate biosynthetic process. The record is from RefSeq and is a predicted model, not a curated record. Gene Ontology annotation, cellular component: endosome membrane. The coding region runs from base 370 to 5157 and encodes 1595 amino acids.